Molecule: messenger RNA, 4400 nt
Organism: Bubalus bubalis (water buffalo)
Lineage: Eukaryota; Metazoa; Chordata; Mammalia; Artiodactyla; Bovidae
Gene: ATMIN
Product: ATM interactor
Exons: 4
Coding region: 1-2466 (821 amino acids)
Biological process (GO): regulation of transcription by RNA polymerase II
Cellular component (GO): nucleus
Molecular function (GO): transcription cis-regulatory region binding; DNA-binding transcription factor activity, RNA polymerase II-specific
Source: RefSeq, a predicted model, not a curated record
AUGGCGGCCUCUGAGGCGGCGGCGGCGGAUCCCGCGGCUCUCGCCUCGGGCGCCCCGGCCGUCCCGGCGGCCGCGAGGGGAGCCGCCGCCGCCUCUGGCCCGUGGGUGCCCCCCGGGCGGCUGAGAGGCAGCCGGCCGCGACCGCCGCCGGCGAGGCAGCAGCCCGCGGGUUCGGCGCCGCCGGCCCGGGAGCUUAUCCAGCCGUCGGUGAGCGAGCUGUCCCGGGCCGUGCGGACCAACAUCCUGUGCACGGUGCGCGGUUGCGGCAAGAUCCUACCCAACAGCCCCGCGCUCAAUAUGCACCUGGUCAAGAGCCACCGCCUGCAGGAUGGCAUAGUAAAUCCAACAGUAAGAAAAGAUUUGAAAACUGUACCAAAAUUCUACUGUUGUCCAAUUGAAGGAUGCCCUAGAGGCCCUGACAGACCAUUUUCUCAAUUUUCUCUCGUAAAACAGCACUUUAUGAAAAUGCAUGCUGAAAAGAAGCAUAAAUGUAGUAAGUGCAGCAAUUCGUAUGGCACCGAGUGGGACUUGAAAAGACAUGCAGAGGAUUGUGGCAAGACCUUCCAGUGCACGUGUGGGUGUCCCUAUGCCAGCCGGACUGCGUUACAGUCCCACAUCUACCGAACUGGCCAUGAGAUCCCUGCAGAACACAGGGAUCCACCUAGUAAGAAAAGGAAAAUGGAAAGCUGCCUGCACAGCCAGAAGCUGUCCAGGAAGACCGUUGAAUCGCUGAGCAAGCAGCCAAUUCCGCGACCAGACGCUCCAGAACUAGAGACUUCAGAAAUAAAGCUGGUGGCUUCCUUUGAAGACUCUUGCAGCUCUAAUGCCAAACAACAGACUCUUCCAGCAGCUCCACGGUACCCUCAGAAGUUGCUUUUACCAAAGCCCAAAGUGGCUUUGGUUAAACUCCCUGUCAUGCAGUUUUCUCCUGUGCCUGUCUUUGUGCCUACAGCCGACUCCUCGGCCCAGCCUGUGGUGUUGGGUGUCGACCAUCAGGGCUCUGCCCCCGGUGCCGUGCACUUACUGCCCUUGUCCAUUGGAACCCUGAUCCUCGGCCUGGAUUCGGAAGCCUGCUCUCUCAAGGAGAGUCUCCCUCUUUCAAAAGUUGUAAAUCCUGUUGCUGUUGAGCCAAUUAGCACAGGUAUUCAAGUGAACUUGGGUAAAAGUCCAUUUAGCCCGUUACAAGAACUCGGGAACACAUGUCAGAAGAACAGCAUUUCUUCCAUCAAUGUGCAGACAGACCUGUCCUACACCACACCGCAGUUCAUGCCGACUGCACAGUGGGCCAGCCCUGACUCCUCUGUGUCGUCCUGUUCGCAAACUGAUUUGACAUUUGGUUCCCAGGUUUCCCUUCCCAUUAGUGUUCAAACUCAGACUUUUUUGCCCAGUUGUAAGGUAACCUCAUCCAUCGCUGCUCAGACUGAUGCAUUUAUAGAUGCCAGUUUCCAGCCAGGUGGGAUCUCCAGAGAAACUCAGACCAGCGGAAUGCAAAGUCCAGCAGAUGACCGAGUACAGAUGGACCAAGCUGUAAUGUGUGGAGACAUUUUUGAAAGUGUCCAUUCAUCAUAUGGUGUGUCCACAGACAAUAUUAUAAGCAGCAGCUUAGUAGCAGAGACUGUAACUCAUGACUUGUUACCUCAGAACCACACUAAAACUUUAACUCAAGAUAUUGAGAAAUCCACACCAAUAAUAACCUUCAGUGCACCAAACAGUAUGCUUUCGUCACAGAACAUGACAGAUAAUCAGACCCAAACCAUGGAUUUACUAAGUGAUCUAGAAAACAUCUUGUCAAGUAACCUACCUGGUCAGACGCUGGACAAUCGUAGUCUUUUGUCUGACACAAAUACUGGACCUGACACCCAGCUCCCAUCUGGCCCAACCCAGAAUCCUGCAAUUGAUUUUGAUAUCGAAGAGUUCUUUUCAGCCUCAAAUAUACAGACACAAACCGAGGAGAGUGAACUUAGCACCAUGACCACUGAGCCAGUCUUGGAGUCACUGGACAUAGAAACCCAAACUGACUUCUUCCUUGCAGACCCUUCUGCCCAGGCCUACAGUUGUAGGGGGAAUUCUAGCUUCUUAGGCCUUGAGAUGUUUGACACACAGACACAGACAGACCUGAACUUCUUUUUAGACAGUAGCCCUCGUCUGCCACUGGGAAGUAUCCUGAAACACUCCAGCUUUUCCAUGAGUACUGAUUCAUCUGACACAGAGACCCAGACUGACGGAAUCUCCACUGCUAAAAACCUGCCUGCCCUGGAAAGCAAGGUUCAGUUGAACAGUGCCGAAACACAGACCAUGAACUCUGGCUUCGAAACUUUGGGGAGCUUAUUCUUCACCAGCAAUGAAACUCAGACAGCAAUGGAUGACUUUCUUCUGGCCGAUCUGGCCUGGAACACGAUGGAAUCUCAGUUCAGCUCUGUUGAAACCCAAACGUGUGCAGAACUACACCCAGUCUCCAACUUCUGAAAGCGGAGUCCACAUGGGGGAUGGAUUCACAGUUCCCUUCUGGAUUUAGAAGAUGAAGAACAGGGACAACAGUAUUAACUCUAUUGAAUGUAGUUGACGAUACAGUUACUUCGAUUCUUUGAGGUUCUUUGCCUUUUUGUACUUGUAAACAUGAAAUUUGUGUAAAAAUUUGUGAGUGUAUUAUAAAGUGUAAGAUGUUGAUCUGAACAUGAUUGUUUUUGUGUUGCCGACAUUUGCCCUUUCAGUGUAGUCUUCCCUUUUUUAAAAAAAAAAAUGUGUUUCACACCUUUAAAACCCAUCUUGCCAUUUAGCUGAAGCCAAGCUCACCAGGACUUAGGGUACAAACUUCAGAUCUUCAAAACAUGUUCGUCAAAGCAUGACUGACUUAAAUUGCACCUAAAAUACUCUUGCCAGUGCUUGUUAAGAGAGUCCUGUUCCCUGAUAACGUGUGAAGAAGUCUGACGCUGCACCGUCAGAUUUAAACACCAACAGCUUUGCUUGCUUUGACAUCUUACUCUUCCCUAAUUUGAAGACACAAAGGAAAACUACUGUUGUCUUUAGCUUCUGAGACAAUUUGCAUAUAGCCAAUGCCAUCCCUCUACGUGAACUGUUACUGGUAGGAACAUAAGUACUUUGCUCACAAGACAUGUUGCUGUACAAUUAUUGCUUAAAGUAGUAGCGGCAAGCACUUAGUGUAAAUAGUGAUGCUUUCAGUCUAAGUGACAGUAAGUCACCCCAACUAUGGAAACGCUGGGCUGUAGAAUCACGCCCUUUAGCUCAUCCUGGAGUGUGUCCUACAAGCCAUCCCUCCUGCACCCUACCGAAGGCCAGGGUGGUGCUCCAGAGCUGCUCAAGGUGCACCCCACCCGCUGAGUCUGAGUUUUGUCGCUCUAAAUGUUAAAAAACAAUAAAAAUAGUAAUGUAAGGAGAAAAGGAUAUUCCCUGUUACAUUUCAAUACUUUUCAUAAGCUUGCUAGGGCAAGAGUGCAAUCAACUACUAGAGUAAAGUGAGUCUUUUCAUCCACCUCUCAUUUUUUUCCUGGAAUGAGGAAACACAUUGGUCUAGCAAGAAUAGUGUUUGUGCCUUGAGGAUACCAAGUCUAGAAUAGAUCUGUCUAAAAUACGGCAUUCUGCAUUAUGUUGCUUUGUUUGUUUAGAGAGGGUAAUACUGAACGGUCUUCAAAGAAAAUGAGGUGAAGAUCCAGCACUUCAAGAACAUAAUAUGUUUUGAGAUGGCUGAACAGUCAGGUACACUUGGAGGGUUUUUUGUAUUUAGAAGAUCCUGAGUUCUUGAUUGUUGGCCAGCUUUCAGGCAAGUAAAAAUGCAGUCUGUACAUUUUUCUAAGUUUACCUAAAAAAAUGCUCUUUUCCUUAUGUGGCACAUGCUUUAUGCUGCUGAAGACUAAACUCUCAAAAUACAACCUAAGGCAGGAACUAAUAAUUCAUUAGAGCAAAUCAAUGGUGUUGCUACUAAUUCCUAUCCCAUAGAAGAAUUGGUGGUAAUGGAUAAAUAACAUGUCCUGGGCAGAUGAACUCAACCUGGUAGAUAAAAGUUUGCUUGGGUCACAGUUGCCUAUGAAUGUGGGUUUCAAAACAAACAUAAAGCCUUAACUUAGUAUUUCAUUAUGUUUUAGAAUCAUCACUGCCUUAACGUUUCAAACAUCUAUUUCAGUUCUCCUGGUAAGGAGAAGUGCAUGUUUGUUUUGGCUUUUUGUAAAUAUAUAUGCAGUGAUCUAUGGCUUUAAAAAAAAAAUCUGUGUGUCUGUGACAAUGUUUGUUAAUUCAGCCAACUGAAUUAUUUACAGAAAAUUGAGCAUGUAAUAGUUCAUGUACCAGUAAGAACUGUCCCCAACCCGAACCUUAGUUCCCUGAAUUGUUCUAAGAUUAUUUGUAAAAGCUGAAAACUCAGUGAUUAAAGAGAAGUGAGAAUUCUA